Molecule: messenger RNA, 2905 nt
Organism: Arachis duranensis
Lineage: Eukaryota; Viridiplantae; Streptophyta; Magnoliopsida; Fabales; Fabaceae
Product: conserved oligomeric Golgi complex subunit 7
Exons: 10
Coding region: 140-2638 (832 amino acids)
Biological process (GO): Golgi organization; retrograde vesicle-mediated transport, Golgi to endoplasmic reticulum; intracellular protein transport
Cellular component (GO): COG complex
Source: RefSeq, a predicted model, not a curated record
AAGUUAAAAACGGCUCGACUUUACCCAUUUCCACUCUUCACACAACAUAACCUCCAUAAUAACCACACAUAGUUCAUGGAUCUACCAAAGCAAUCUUCAGCUCAGUGAGUGAACUCGUUCGUGUUUCCGGGAGAAAAGGAUGAUGCUGGAUUUGGGUCCGUUCUCAAGCGAGAACUACGACUCUAAGAAAUGGAUCAACGCCGCUUGCCAGAGCCGUCACCCGCAGGAGCCAGUCGACAAGCACUUUGUCGACAUGGAGAUGAAAAUCCAGAUGGUCUCCGAGGAGAUCGCCGCCUCCCUCGAGGAACAGAGCGCCGGCGCUCUCCUCCGAGUCCCCCGCGCCACCCGUGACGUCAUCCGACUCCGUGACGAUGCCGUUUCUCUCCGCUCCGCCGUCUCCGCCAUCCUCCAGAAGCUCAAGAAGGCAGAGGGAUCGUCCGCUGAAUCUAUAGCAGCCCUUGCUAAAGUUGACGUUGUCAAGCAGAGGAUGGAAGCUGCUUAUGAGACAUUGCAGGAUGCUGCUGGAUUAACUCAAUUAAGUUCAACUGUGGAGGAUGUAUUUGCUAGUGGUGAUCUCCCUCGUGCUGCAGAAACUCUGGCUAAUAUGAGACAUUGCUUGUCUGCUGUUGGGGAGGUUGCUGAAUUUGCCAACAUAAGAAAGCAACUUGAAGUCUUGGAAGAUAGGCUAGACACGAUGGUGCAGCCCCGCCUUACUGAUGCAUUAUCGAAUCGCAAGGUUGAUGCUGCCCAAGAUUUGCGGGAAGUUCUAAUCAGAAUUGGGAGAUUUAAGUCUUUAGAAUCGCAGUACACAAAGGUUCACUUAAAACCAAUAAAGAAGCUCUGGGAAGAUUUUGACUCAAAAGACCGAGCCAAUAAGUCUGCAAAUGAGAAGAACGAAAUGGAGAGGAUAUCAAGUAGUGGUGAUUUUCAGUCAGCUUUGCCAACAAUAUCGUUCUCCAGUUGGUUGCCAAACUUUUAUGAUGAACUACUACUUUAUCUUGAACAAGAAUGGAAAUGGUGUAUGAUUGCUUUUCCAGAAGAUUAUAAAACUCUAGUCCCAAGGCUACUAAGUGAGACUAUGAUGUCUAUAGGUUCCAGUUUCGUAUCUCAUAUCAAUGUUGCCAUUGGAGAUGCUGUUCCUGAAACGAAAGCACUUGCUAAAGGCUUAUUGGAUAUAUUAUCUGGAGAUAUGCAAAAGGGUAUUAAGAUUCAGACUAAGCAUCUAGAGGCAUUGAUUGAAUUACACAACAUGACGGGUACAUUUGCGAGGAAUAUUCAACACUUAUUUUCGGAUUCUGAUGUCCGAGUUUUAAUAGAUGUCCUGAAAGCUGUGUACUUGCCAUAUGAAUCAUUUAAACACAGGUAUGGACAAAUGGAGCGUGCCAUCCUUUCCUCAGAGAUUGGAGGAGUAGAUUUAAGAGGAGCUGUUAUUCGAGGCGUGGGAGCCCAAGGAGUAGAACUCAGCGAAACAGUUCGCAGGAUGGAGGAGUCUAUUCCGCAAGUUAUUAUACUUCUUGAAGCAGCUGUGGAGAGAUGCAUCAACUUCACUGGAGGUUCUGAGGCAGAUGAGCUAAUUCUUGCUCUUGAUGACAUAAUGUUACAGUACAUUGCUACUCUGCAAGACACUCUCAAGUCACUAAGAACUGUAUGUGGUGUCGAUUAUGGUAGUGAUGGUACAAUAAAGAAGGAAACGGAGAAGAAGGAUGGAAACCCAAAUGCUCGAAGAGUUGAUUUGAUCUCAAAUGAAGAGGAGUGGUCCAUAGUUCAAGGGGCAUUGCAAAUCCUGACAGUUGCAGAUAGUUUGACAAGCAGGUCUUCUGUAUUUGAAGCAUCUUUGAGAGCUACACUUGCUAGAUUGAGCACGAGUCUAUCUUUUUCAGUAUUUGGUUCAAGUUUAGACCAAAACCAGACAAUAAGAAGUAGUAAUGAAGAUGGGGAGCCAUAUUUUGGUGGAAGGGCUGCCUUGGAUAUGGCAGCUCUGCGGCUUGUUGAUGUGCCGGAAAAGGCUAGGAAACUCCUUAACCUUUUGAAUCAGUCUAAAGAUCCCCGAUUUCAUGCACUUCCUCAUGCAUCUCAAAGAGUUGCAGCAUUUGCUGAUACAGUGAAUGAACUUGUAUACGACGUCCUCAUAUCUAAAGUACGGCAACGCCUCAGUGAUGUGUCCCGAUUGCCAAUUUGGUCAUCAGUAGAGGAGCAAAGUGCUUUUCAUCUUCCUACCUUCAGUGCAUAUCCACAGUCCUAUGUGACCAGUGUUGGUGAAUACCUUCUUACUCUACCCCAACAAUUGGAGCCACUUGCUGAGGGAAUCUCUAGCAGUGAAAACAAUGAUGAAGCUCAGUUCUUUGCAACUGAAUGGAUGUUCAAGGUCGCAGAAGGGGCAACAGCACUGUACAUAGAGCAAUUGCGUGGGAUUCAGCACAUUUCGGAUCGUGGAGCGCAACAGCUGUCAGUUGAUAUUGAGUAUCUUAGUAAUGUGCUAUCCGCUUUGUCGAUGCCAAUCCCCGCGGUUUUGGCCACAUUCCAAAGUUGUCUGUCUGCGUCAAGGGACCAGUUAAAAGAUCUUCUCAAGUCAGAUUCAGUAGAUAUGCCAACAGCAAACCUUGUGUGCAAGAUGCGGCGAGUGAAUUUAGAUUCAUGAGUGUUUGCUUGCAAACCUUAUGCAGUUGAGUUGCACCCCCUUCUAUUCUCCUUUUUGAAAUGUAUUCUUGAUUUGCAGAGAACAUUCUUUUACUUCGGUAAUACCUACUAUUAGAGCAUUCUUUUUUAGUUUUAGGGUGAGCAUGUGACAUAUCUACUUGCAUAUUGAAUUAGUAACUAGUUAGAUAAAGCUUACAAUCUGCAUAAUUGUUAUAGUAUAUAUUGGAAAAAAAGAUUAGUCUUUCAGUAAAUAAUGUAUAUCAUUGCU